UAUCACUGCCCGGCAGCUGUUCACCUUCCCCUCGCCAUGGGACACGGCUCCGCUGCCACCGCGGCCCCGGCCGUCACAUGAGCGGCCCUGGCGGCCGGGCGGGCAGGACACCCCGCUCCCCUCCGGAGCUCGGCAUCCCCGGCCCCGCCGCAGCUCCUGCCCGCACCUGGGACCAGCCUGGCUGCAUCAGCCCCGGCGGGGCUCGCAGACUUGGGGCGCUGCCGCCGUCCCCUCGGGACCCCCCAGAGCGCACAGGGACCCCUCUUGGGCAGGACCGGCCAAGAUAACGCGGAGACUCCGGCCGCCACCAUGCCCGACUCGCCGGCCGAUGUGAAGACUCAGGCCCGCUCCACGCCGCCCAGCAUGCCCCCGCCGCCGGCCGCCACGCAGGGAGCCACACGCCACCCCUCCUUCACACCCAGCACCAAUCGAGACGCUGGCCCUCCGACGUUUCUGCCUCGCGGCCGUUUUCAUGGUUGCUUGAAAUGGUCGAUGGUCUGUCUUUUGAUGAACGGGAGCAGCCACUCGCCGACCGCCAUCAAUGGGGCUCCGUCCACCCCCAACGGGUUCAGCAACGGCCCGGCCACCUCCUCCAGCGCCUCCCUGUCCACCCACCAGCUCCCUCCAGCCUGCGGCGCCCGCCAGCUCUCCAAGCUCAAGCGCUUCCUCACCACCCUGCAGCAGUUUGGGAACGACAUCUCCCCCGAGAUCGGGGAGCGGGUGCGCACCCUCGUCCUGGGGCUCGUGAACUCCACCCUCACCAUCGAGGAGUUUCACGCCAAGCUCCAAGAGGCCACCAACUUCCCACUGCGACCCUUCGUCAUCCCCUUCCUCAAGGCCAACCUGCCGCUGCUGCAGCGGGAGCUGCUGCACUGCGCCCGCAUGGCCAAGCAGACCCCGGCCCAGUACCUGGCCCAGCACGAGCAGCUGCUGCUGGACGCCAACGCCUCCUCUCCCAUCGACUCCUCCGAGCUGCUCCUGGAGGUGGGCGAGAGCGGCAAGAGGAGGACGCCAGACAGGACCAAAGAGAACGGUUUGGACCGAGACCCCCUGCACCCCGAGCACCUCAGCAAGCGGCCGUGCACCAUGAGCCCAGCGCAGCGCUACAGCCCCAGCAACGGGCUGAGCCACCCCCCGAACGGGCUGGGGCACCCCCCGGCCGGGCCCCCCCUGCCCCAGCACUACCGCCUGGAGGACAUGGCCAUGGCACACCACUACCGGGACACCUACCGGCACCCCGACCCCCGGGAGCUCCGUGAGCGCCAGCGGCCCGCCGCCGUGCACGGGUCGCGGCAGGAGGAGGUGAUCGACCACCGGCUCACGGACAGGGAGUGGGCGGAGGAGUGGAAACACCUCAACAACCUGCUCAACUGCAUCAUGGACAUGGUGGAGAAGACGCGGCGGUCGCUGACGGUGCUGCGGCGGUGCCAGGAGGCCGAUCGCGAGGAGCUCAACCACUGGAUCCGGCGCUACAGCGACGCCGAGGACAUGAAGAAAGGCAGCCCCCCCUCCGCACGCCCCCACAACUCCUCCUCCGCCGCCGCCGAGGCUCCCCAGUUAGACGCUCACCGGGACUUUGCUCCGCGCCCGCUCUCCGGGUACAUGCCCGAGGAGAUCUGGAGGAAGGCUGAAGAAGCCGUGAACGAGGUGAAGCGCCAGGCCAUGUCCGAGCUGCAGAAGGCCGUGUCGGACGCCGAGCGGAAAGCCCACGAGCUGAUCACAACGGAGCGCGCCAAGAUGGAGCGGGCCUUGGCCGAGGCCAAGCGCCAGGCGUCCGAGGAUGCCCUCACCGUCAUCAAUCAGCAGGAGGACUCGAGCGAGAGCUGCUGGAACUGCGGGCGGAAGGCGAGCGAGACGUGCAGCGGCUGCAACACCGCGCGCUACUGCGGCUCCUUCUGCCAGCACAAGGAUUGGGAGAAGCACCACCACGUCUGCGGGCAGACUCUGCAGGGGCUGCCGGGCCCCGCCGCCCCCGGGCCGGGCCAGCCCGACGGGGUGCCCGCCAUGGCCAGCAGCCCCAGCGAGGCGGGCUCGGUGGCCGCGUCCCGCGCCGGCACUCCGGCCACGCCGGCGCCGCUGGACAGCGCGUCCCGCUGACCGCCCGCGGGCUGCCCGAGCCACGGACUGCACCCGGUGCAAUUUCCUCAGCUACCUGACUCGUGUGACCUCCGAAACGACCUCUCUAGCUCUCACAACUAAUCCUCACGGAUCCUCAAACUGGGCUUUAAGUGGAGUUAAGGCAAAUACCGGUCUCUGUUCUUUCUUCAGUCUUUGUUUUGGCUUUUUUUUCGGUUGGUUUUCUAUUGGUUGGGGGAUUGUGGUUUGGGAAUUUUUUUGGGGUUUUUUGGUUUUUGGGUUUUUUUUUUUUCCUUUUUUGCUCUUUGGAUGAGGGAUUUGGCUCCAGCCUCGCUACACGGUGCUGUGGGGAGAGACCAGCCCGAUCCCAUCCCCCAGCUGCGCUGCUGAGGGGCUCACUUGGAGGAGGAAAGAACCUUCUUUUCUUCAUCUCUCUCUUCCUAUUUUUUUUUUUAAACCUUCUUUUUUUUUUUUUUUUACUUUUUUUUUU
Molecule: messenger RNA, 2566 nt
Organism: Poecile atricapillus (Black-capped chickadee)
Lineage: Eukaryota; Metazoa; Chordata; Aves; Passeriformes; Paridae
Gene: CBFA2T3
Product: CBFA2/RUNX1 partner transcriptional co-repressor 3
Exons: 12
Coding region: 310-2097 (595 amino acids)
Biological process (GO): negative regulation of DNA-templated transcription; DNA-templated transcription
Cellular component (GO): nucleus
Molecular function (GO): transcription corepressor activity
Source: RefSeq, a predicted model, not a curated record